Messenger RNA from Scleropages formosus (Asian bonytongue), 4731 nucleotides. Its product is annotated as casein kinase I. Lineage: Eukaryota; Metazoa; Chordata; Actinopteri; Osteoglossiformes; Osteoglossidae. Bases 1302 to 2546 code for a protein of 414 amino acids. The transcript is spliced from 12 exons. Gene Ontology annotation, biological process: protein phosphorylation. Gene Ontology annotation, molecular function: ATP binding; protein serine/threonine kinase activity. The record is from RefSeq and is a predicted model, not a curated record.
AUGGACGCAGCUGAGAAGCUACACACGCCCUGAGUGAGUCUCCUGGAUCUGGUUGGAAAAUACAUGAUUAUACAACGUUGCAACAGACUCUACAAUUUUCUGCAGUUGCACUGUAUAAAAGUGCAACGUUGUUUAAAAGUGUUGUAUUCGGUGCAGUCUGUUCUAGUGGCAUAGUGAAGCCUGAGCCUCAGGAACCAAAUGAAACAACACAGUACUGUGUGAUUCCGCAUGCCCGAUUGGCCUACGAUAAUAGCGCCGGAUUUCACCAAAUCGCCAUUCCCAUGACAGCGUUACGUUAUCUCCGCAAGGGAGCCCCGUUGAGCGUGUGGGCGGCCAGUACGUUGAUACGUCGUACUACAGCUGCGCACGACUUUCUCCAAACGGCGGUAAGGCUUUCCGAUUCGUUAUUCUCUAAACUAGAUACGUUAAUUUGUCGCCGUAGCGAUAGCUAUGGGACUAGGGGGGAACGACGAAUGGCUGCUCGGGCACUGGUGAAGCUUAAAGAGACAACAGCGAGAUUGAGCCAGGCAGGAGGAUAAGAAAUCGCGAAAAUAUUAGUACAGAGGGCAAAAUGGGGAUCUGCGUAUGCUGAUCUCGCAUCAAGACAGCAGUUUCAUUGAUGAAUACCCAUUGAUGGAGCUUACCGUGAAGAACAGCUGUCAUGAUUUGUUCAGUAACGCGAAUGUGUGAACAGGCGGGGGUUCCACCGUGCGAGGAGAGUGAGGAGGUGUGUGCCCGUGCUGAGAAAUUGAGGUCUUUGGUAACAAAAGGAACCCAGACUUUCUCUGCUGUUUUGGCUUCGAUUCGUCAUCUCUGUGGCUGUGUCUGUCUACUACGUCUAAACAUGAGACGCGUGGCACUCUAUUGAUGAGUGACCAGCCCAAGGGUCAUGGGAAGAAUCUCGUUGUGAAUUUGCUACUUCUGAAGCAUCCGCGCAGAGGCCUGCCAUCGACAAGGGUGAGCGCGCUUUUGUUCCAGCGCGACCUGCCCGCACCGGUGGGAGACAUGCCUCUCUGAGACUCAGGUCAGAAAAUCACAAAAGAGAAAACUGUGGAAAAAUCUUUCACUGUGGAAAAUCACAGGGAACAAACAAUUUGUCAAAUUUUGGGUGCUUCCCCUUUUGCUGACUUUUUUUUCUUUUUGCACUGCACACAUAUAUAAAUAUAUGUGUAAGAAGUAUCUCUCGUCUCAUUUGAUAUCUAUACCCUCCCUCCCCCUGACCGCCCUGGAAGUUGUUUUGGUGGCUUUGUGAUUUGAAUGGCCGUGGAGUAACCGUGGAGAGGCCAGGGUAUCACAAGCUUAUGGAUUUUGAGAAGAGAGGAGGGAAGGGGGAGGCCGACGAGGGGAAAAGGAUGUCCAAGGUGGCCGGGAGCAGGACUGCACAUGGGAGUCGGAGCACAGGGACCAACUCCGGGGUGCUUAUGGUCGGCCCCAACUUCCGCGUGGGGAAGAAGAUUGGCUGUGGAAAUUUUGGAGAGCUCAGGCUGGGGAAGAACCUGUACACCAACGAAUAUGUGGCUAUCAAACUGGAACCAAUAAAGUCCAGGGCCCCUCAGCUGCAUUUGGAAUACAGAUUCUAUAAACAGCUGGGAAAUUCAGAGGGUAUUCCUCAGGUGUACUACUUCGGCCCAUGUGGGAAGUACAAUGCCAUGGUUCUGGAGUUGUUAGGGCCCAGCCUGGAGGACUUGUUUGAUCUCUGUGAUCGUACAUUCACUCUCAAGACUGUCCUAAUGAUAGCCAUACAGCUGAUAACGCGGAUGGAGUAUGUCCACACAAAGAGCUUGAUAUAUAGAGACGUGAAGCCAGAGAACUUCCUGGUAGGUAGGCCAGGAAGCAAGAGGCAGCAUACAAUCCACAUCAUAGACUUUGGGCUGGCCAAAGAAUACAUCGACCCUGAGACCAAAAAACACAUCCCCUACCGGGAGCACAAGAGUCUGACGGGUACGGCACGAUACAUGAGCAUCAACACGCAUCUGGGGAAAGAACAAAGCAGAAGGGAUGACCUGGAAGCUCUUGGUCACAUGUUCAUGUACUUCCUGAGAGGCAGUCUACCUUGGCAGGGCCUCAAGGCAGAUACACUGAAGGAACGGUAUCAAAAAAUCGGAGAUACCAAAAGAGCCACGCCAAUAGAAGUUCUCUGUGAAAGCUUUCCAGAGGAAAUGGCUACCUAUCUGCGCUAUGUGAGGAGGCUGGACUUCUUUGAAAAACCUGACUAUGACUACUUAAGGAAGCUCUUCACUGACCUCUUCGACAGGAAUGGCUACAUUUUUGACUACGAGUAUGACUGGGUUGGAAAGCCACUUCCCACCCCGAUUGGCCCAAUCCCCAGUGACACGCCCCUUCAGCCAAGCAGAGAGAAAGCACAACAGCAGACCAAAAAUCCGGUGAUGAGCUCGACGAACGGGGAGCUGAACACCGAUGACCCCACAGCGGGACACUCCAAUGCCCCCAUCACUGCACCUGCUGAGGUGGAGGUUGCUGAUGACACAAAGUGCUGUUGUUUCUUCAAGAGAAGGAAGAGGAAAACCCUUCAGAGGCACAAGUGAAACAGGCCUCGGAUGGAAGCUGAAACGUUCCACUUCCUGCCCAGUUGUAAAAUGGGAGCUAACACAGAACACCAGUUCUUUUUCUGUCUUUUGAUGGCACAUCCCUUCCUAGUGGUGUACAAAGGAACGUUGUCAUCCUAGUGGUCAAGUGGGACAAACAAAAGACUCUAUGGUUUAUUUUGCAAAUAAAGAAAAAACAAGAAUGCAUAUAUUAAAACAUGGGAUUCAGUAAAAAAGUAAAUAGCAAGACACAUCUUGAAGUGAAUAUAAGAUGAACUGUUUGAAGCAGUUAUUGUAUCCUAGAUUUAAUGCAGUGCUUGCUGUUGACCUGGUUGAAAACACACAAGCAGGUCAAGUGCAGAAGAUGUGAUCCAUAGAAGGUGAGAUCCAUAGAAAUAGUUUUUUUUUUUUGUGGGAUCAAGGUCAGAGGCUAAAAUAAACAGUAUAAAUAGUAACCCCAACAUUACUGAGAGCAUCAGGAAGCAUUACACCAGAAUCAAAUUAAUUAUGUAAAUUAUCCUCUUUUUGUAAUUUAAAUUUAAGUUGUUUAAAAGUCUGCUUUCUUCAACUUUCACGUUGUAGCGUUAUGGAAUGUAUCAUUUGUUUUUAUUUUCCUUGGUUUUUUUUAGUUAAUGUGGAGUUUGUAGCACAGUCACUGGUCCAGUGUACUGUGGAAGACUUAAGAGGGAGCCAAAUAUUAAUCUCUCCUCUUUAAAUUGCACUUUUUGGGAAAACAAAAACAGUGUAAGUUUAGACUUGAAUUUAGCUGAAGAAAAAGGAAUACUAAAUAAAGACUGAUUGAGGAAGAUUUCUUUAGAAGGCUCAUCUCUGUACAAUGGCCAAAUGUCCAUUUAAACAGGAAAAAUGUCCUUUCACUUUUAUCACAUCACAAUGAUUUACCAGAAAAAAUAGUUUGUGCCUUUCCAAGUAAAAUGUUUAAAGCUUAAGUGUCCUGCAGUCAGAUUUUAUCAGACUUAUGUCUCUCAUUACUCUGAUAUGAAAGUGUGUGCACACAUGUAGAUGAGUGCAUGUGCAUUCAUCAGUAACAUUUCUGUUGGUUCCACAUAAUGUCCUCAAUAGGUGCCCACCAUUUCACAUAGUCCUCUUAUGCGUCUGCUCCGAUAGUCAUGGAAUGUUUCAAAUUGUGUUGUAUUUGCUACUUGCAUUUUUGGGUGACAGUAGUAAUGACACUUCUGCUGGGUGGAGGUGCUUGAACCCUUGACAAUCACAUCGAUCUUUACCACCCAUAGUUUAAGCUUCACACUUACAGAGCUGGGUCUUUUGUUGGAUGGAAACCUGCCAUUUGUGUCUCAUGUUGCUACAUUGACCAGGUUCUGCUUCCUUCAGUUAAAAAAUACAGCUAAAUUAAGGCGAUUCCUAUGUAGGCAGGAUGCUGAGAAAUUGGUUUAUGCUUUCAUUUCAAGCAGGUUGGACUUUUGUAAUGCUCUAUUAUCGGACUGUCCUUACCAGACUGUAUCCACGUUACAGUUAAUACAGAAUGCUGUUGCCAGAAUCGUUACAGCAACGAGGAAGUACAACCAUAUAACAGUGGUACUUAACUGGAAGCCAAUUCAGCAAUUUAAGUUUAAAUAGUUCGCACUGGCUUUGUUACAUUUAGAGUUGAUUAUGAAAUCUUACUUUUGACCUAUAAGGUUGUAAAUGUCAUUGCUCUGGCUUACUGAAAUAUUGUCAUGUUCCAGAACGUUGUCUUCAUUCAUUGGAUGGGGGUUAUGUUAAAGUACCUGUGACCAAGAAGAUCACCAUUAGGAGGGCGUGCCUUUAGGUAUAGAAUGCGUUAACUUUGGAAUAGUCUGCUUGUUACUGUCAGGAAUGCCCUGUCUGUCUCAGCUUUAAAUCCAAGCUUACAUGUUCACCCUGGCAUGUCAAUGAUUAGUGUAAUUCCUGUUUGCUGUUUCCGUCUGUGUAAAACUUUAUAAUCCCAUACUAACAAUUUAUUUCUUGUUGAGCAUUGCUUCCCUAUGAGACCAGGGGUCAGCCGGCCGUGAUACCAGCACCCCAUGCUGACUGAAGCUGAUGACUGCCUACCAUGAUGGAUGAGACAUGCCUAUGUGAACUGGGACAUCAAGUUAUUAGCGCUCAGCUAAAAUGUUAUUAGGUGUAAAUUGACAAUCUUUUUAAUCUAGAAUGCCCAGGAGGGGUGGGCAGCCACUGGCACUUGGACCCC